Messenger RNA from Belonocnema kinseyi, 4407 nucleotides. RefSeq names its product protein deltex (gene dx). The coding region runs from base 237 to 1838 and encodes 533 amino acids. Lineage: Eukaryota; Metazoa; Arthropoda; Insecta; Hymenoptera; Cynipidae. Gene Ontology annotation, biological process: Notch signaling pathway; protein ubiquitination. Gene Ontology annotation, cellular component: nucleoplasm. The record is from RefSeq and is a predicted model, not a curated record. Gene Ontology annotation, molecular function: zinc ion binding; ubiquitin protein ligase activity. The transcript has 7 exons.
AAGCAGUUGGGGUUGGAGGGUAUAGUGGGUAUAUGGUAUGUGAUAAGUGUUGAAAAAUUCACAUUUUUAUAUCAAAUACUGCUCAUUAUCGAAUUGUUUCGUUCUGUAUUGAAUGCGGGAAUUUCUUAAGUUUAUGGAAAUCGCGCUCUCGUACAGAAAGAUUCUCUAGAAAAUUGGUGAAAAGAGUUGAAUUAUUCCAUGGGAAAAAGAAAUGUUCUCACGAUUCGUAAGACGAAAUGAGCGCACAAGGUCCAACCCUGGAGCAUGGUCAUGCAGUGGUCGUUUGGGAAUGGGAAAAUCGCCAAAGACGUUGGAGACCUUACAGUCCUGCCGUUUCGCAGCAUCUCGAAAGAGCACAUUACAAGAAACUUACUAGAGUCUUCCUCAGCGACGCGGAUCCCAGCCUCGAUAGAUAUUACAUCAAUUUAAAAACAAAAACGCAAUGCAGCGAAGAAGGUGACGAUACACAUCAAGUCCGGCGGAAAUUCUACCUUCCUGGCUCACCAGCAGGAAAAGGUGCAAAAUGGGAAUGGGCAGGAGAUACUGACGAUUGGCAUACAUAUGACAUGGAAGUGCAAUGCCUUAUAGAGGAGGCCUGGGCUAGGGGAGACAAGACUAUAGAUGUAUCAAAGACGUACUUGGGCUUCCCGUACAUUAUAAACUUCUGCAAUUUAACGCAGGUUCGUUCUUGCACGGGUUAUGUGAGACCAAUUCGUCGCAUACAGCAAGCGCCUUAUCCUUUGGUCAAAGUUUCUUUGGAAGAGCUUCAAAUAAAUUCCGGAGUAAGAGCUGCACCCGUUGGUUCACAACCUGCGAAUUCUAAAACAACACACAAAAAAGCGUCAAGCAAUAAUACUAAGAAAAGCAGCAAGAAAAAUAAAAAUGGGGAUACUGGAUCGACAAACAUAGCUCGAGUGAUCCUGAGCAACUUUAACAUAUUUGGCAGCAAACAUGGUGCAGAAAAUAAUAAUUCUGCAGAUGCAGUUACAUCUGACCAGAAGAAAAAUACAUGGGAUACAGUACUGGACGCAGAUUCUAGCAGCACAAAAAGUGGUAGGAGGCCGAGCGUGGAUACUGUUUCCACGUAUCUUAGUCAUGAAAACCCAGUCGACUUAUUGGAUAGUAGUGUAGGAAGUGACGAUGCAUAUAAGGACUCUGUAGUUGGAGUGGACAUGGCAUCCGAUGUGAUAUCGCAGUACGUGAAAGUCGUGGAAAGCGCUGGCACUGACUCGUGCCCCGUAUGUCUUGGCCUUCCUGAGCCCUUGACAGUAGAAUUGACACGUUGUAGACACAGAUUACAUUUGGCGUGCCUUAACGCUAUGUUAAAUACUCAGCAGCAUCCCAUGUAUAUUCAGUGUCCCGUAUGUAGAUUGAUAUACGGUGAGAAGAGAGGUAACCAGCCACCUGGAAGCAUGAACUGGACUAGAAUUCCACGCUCACUUCCUGGUUUCUCAAAUACAAAUACUAUCCAGAUUACUUACGAUAUUCCAUCUGGGAUCCAAGGACCGGAACAUCCUAAUCCAGGACAGAUGUACUAUGCAGUCGGAUUCCCGAGAGUUUGUUUUCUCCCAGAUAGUGAAUUUGGACGCAAGGUAUUAAGACUACUUCAAGUUGCUUUCGAAAGGAGACUGAUAUUCACCAUAGGACGAUCAGUAACCACUGGACGAGAAGAUGUAGUUACGUGGAACGAAAUCCAUCAUAAGACGGAGUUAGGGCCUUCUACCUCCGGACACGCGUAUCCAGACAAAAAUUAUUUGGAGCGCACAUUGGCAGAAUUAGCUGCUCAAGGCGUGACUGAUGUUCAUGCUUCUUCUAGUCUCUAUCAAGAACUGCACUAAUCUCCUUUUGGGAGACCAAGAUUUAUUUUAUUUACGACUCGUUUCCAUAAAUAUUUUGCAAUAUGCUGACAAAAACUGUUAUUUUAACGGUCUCUUUCUUCCGCCUAGACAUUAAAAUGAGCAAGUAGCCUAAAUUUUAAGUCAUACAUUACGGACGGAAAGAUUGGGUACAUUUACUUCAACCGUUCGAAAAUGCAUACUUAACGUAAAUGACGAAAAUUUGUGCAGAAACUGAAUCUACGACAUUGUAAGUAGAACUAUUUAAUAGAUUAAGAAAUUUCGCGUUGAAUCAGCCUACGGUGACAUUAUUUUAAUGAAUCAGUUUAAAAAUAUUUAGCUUGGACAAACUGAACAUUUUGAAAUCUUGAUUUUAACUGUUUGCCAAAUCUAGAAGUGUUCCUAAAAAUUUGGAAAAAUCAUCAAAUCAAUAGUAAAUCCUACAUUUGAAAUCUACAUCAAGAUGACGAUUAUAUAUUAUGUGAUUUUUAAAUAUUCAUAAAAAAUAUUUACUCGUACAAUAGAAAUUUUUGCGAGACAAAAUUCCGAAAUUUAAUUUUCGAGUUUGCAAAAAAAAAAUAAUAUAUCAAAGUCGAUCAAUAUUGAGAAUCGGUGCAUCGCACUUGAAAUUUUCCAUCUAAUUUCCGUGAAAAACUCUGAGUAAAACAUUUAAAAUAAGAGAAUUUUCUCAAAUGUAAUGGAAAUCUAACGACCUGACCUAGGGACUGGAGAGUUUCAGCAUCUUAAAAUAAGAAGUAAUGCGCGAAGUUGAUAAUUUUGAUAAAUUUUAAAUGGAGGAAAUAGGGAAAUUUAAAUUUUCAGCAUUAUUUAUUUUUCAGAAUGAAGAACUUUGCCUAGAUUUCCAUUACUUUUAAGAAAAUUGCAUAUAUCAUUUUGAAGGUUUUAUUCCAAGUAUCUCAUGCGAAUUACAUGGGAAAAUUCAAGUGCGAUGUGCGAGUUCUAAAUAUUAACCGAUUUUUUUCAAAAUCAUAUUUGCUCCUCAUAUAUUGAUCAAAAACUUUCGAUGUAAUAACCCUAACACUAGUGCAAUAUCACGUAACUCAUUAGUUCUGCCGUUGGCCUUCAUUUUGUCUAAUAGGAUUUCACGUACAAUUUGGACUCACUUUCACUCGGCAAUAUCGAAAGAGGGGAAAAUUAUUCAUGAAGUCAUAUUUCAGGCGGUUUUCUUCUCUACGAGAAGCAAAAGUAUCAACGAUAAAAUAUAGCAGGUGGUAAUAUUUGUUUAAAACAAAUUUGAUGUGAAAAAUCGGUCCUGCUCUUAACAGAUCAAAAGCAAUUUAAAAAAGACAAUUCUAUCGAGUUCGAAAAUAAUACAAAGUUCAUUGCUGAAUAAUGAAGAAGACUACAUUACUUAUUAAGUAUAAAAGUUAAAAACCAGUUCUUCCAGUAGUUUAGGUUUUGAUAGAAAGUUUUAGCGAAAUUAUUAAUAUGCGUGAAAAAAUAUUAUAGAAAAGUAUCCAGAAUUAUUUAGCCACUUGCGUUUUGUAAUCACAAAUUAUUCCAGGCAUAGCAAGGAACUAAUAGAUUUUAUUUCAUGUUACGCAGAUGCAUCUAUUCAAGUAGACAUGCCCUAUAUAUACGUAUAUAUAUAUAAUUUAAAAAAGGGCUAACAACCACCGCAGUGUCCCACUGGGAGCAACUGUCAUCUAUAAAAAUGGCUAUGGCUCCCAGUAGAAUCACGGUAAAUCUCUUCGAUAGCCACUGCUCACGACAAUGAGAUGGGUAUAUAUUUUUUACAGUGCAAGUCCGAUAACUUGCCAUCCGAUAAGUGUACGCUCUCCUUAAAACGCUAUCACAUGCACGACACGGACACUAAUUGUUGUUCACCCGUGUGCUAUUUUUCUUAUGAUGUGCGCCCAUGAUCUACGCAUUCGCGUACCUAAUAUUAUACUACUAGAGGGGGCAUCCGAUAAGUCCGCAAUUCCUGGAAUUUUCAGCCCCUACAGUCCCGAAGUUAGCAAAUUAUCGGACUUGGACUGUAUCUAGCAUAUAAUUAUUUACAAGUAUUAGCUAAGUUAUAUUAAGACUGCUCAGUAUUUGUUUACAAUAUACACUUUACAGGGUGGUUUUCAAAUGCUGCAAACAAAAUCUAAAACAGAUUAUUUUGAUCUAAUAUCUGGCCUUGCAUUUUUCUGUACCGAUUGAUAAACACUCUGUGCAGCAUAUCAAAGUUUAUCUGAAUAAGAAAUUUAUUGUGAAAUGUAUAUUUAUGUGUUUCUUUUUAGUCAAAGUUUUAUCCUCUUCUCCUGAUUGGGCAACCACUAUUUACAAUCAGUUUCAUAUGAUAAUUACAAGAUUUCGAAUAUCCACAGGUAAUAUUUCUCUAAUUUUGUCUUUGUGUUAUAUUUGCAAGGCUGGCUAUGUGAUUCAUUUUGACUACCAAUCUUUGUUGAGUCUAAAAAUAAAUACAUACACAGACAUUGCACCCGUGUCUUGUAAUACUAUCUGUAAAAAGUUUAAAAAAGAUGUGGUUGUACAGUGUGUCAAAAGAGGCGUCAUCUAGAAAAACAUAAAAAAUACUCUUCGCAGAAGUAACUAGAAUGUUAAAGAA